Acinonyx jubatus (cheetah) is the source of this 11109-nucleotide messenger RNA. It is a transcript of the gene PRR12, whose product is annotated as proline rich 12. The coding region runs from base 482 to 6562 and encodes 2026 amino acids. The transcript has 14 exons. The record is from RefSeq and is a predicted model, not a curated record. Lineage: Eukaryota; Metazoa; Chordata; Mammalia; Carnivora; Felidae.
CUCCCCCCUCCCCCAGCCGCCUUGUGCAAAGAUGGCUGCACCGUGAGCGCAGAGGAGGAGGAGGCGGCGGCGGCGGCGGCGAGAGAGCGAGCACCCAGCGCCCGCACCCACCCCGGGGCCGCCCGGGACGCCCCCUCCUGAGCGCGCUCCCUCCCUUCUCUCUUGCAAGCGCCGGGGCAAAGGCGGAGACAGCGGGGUCCCUCCUACCCCCCUUUCCCUCCAGGGGGAACCCCCCUUCCCCCCUCCUUGGCUCGGCGGCUGCACCCCCUCCCUUGCCCGCCCCUCCGCCCCUGCCCCCUCCCUCCCCAGCCCGGGGCCUUCCCGGGCCUUCGGCGGCUGCAAAGAAAAAAAGAGAGAGAGAGAGAGAGAGGGGAAAAAAAAAAAGCAGCAGCGGAGGGAGCGGCGGCGGAGGAGAGCGCGCGCGCGCCCCCUCCCUCCCUCCCUCCCUCCCCCUCCCCCCAAUUUCCACCGCGGCCAAUUCAUGGACAGGAACUACCCCAGCGCCGGCUUCGGGGACCCGCUCGGCGCCGGGGCGGGAUGGAGUUACGAGAGGUCAGCGAAAGCUAGCUUGGUCUAUGGCAGCUCCAGGACCUCGCACCCCGAGACCGACAUCUUACACCGCCAGGCCUACGCGGCCCCCCACCCACUGCAAAGCUAUGCCACCAACCACCACCCAGCAGGCCUCUCUGGACUCUUCGACACUGGCCUCCACCACGCGGGCUCAGCAGGGCCCGACGCCUCCGUCAUGAACCUCAUCUCGGCCCUGGAGUCCCGGGGCCCCCAGCCUGGCCCCUCUGCCUCCUCUCUCCUCUCCCAGUUCCGCAGUCCUUCCUGGCAAACAGCCAUGCACACGCCAGGCCCCACGGAGCUCUUCAUUUCGGGCGCCCUGCCGGGUUCCAGCACCUUUCCAUCCUCCUCUGCCCUGUCGGCCUACCAGCACCCGGCUUCCUUCGGCAGCCGCCCCUUCCCAGUGCCCUCGUCCCUCAGCCUUCAAGAUCCCCCAUUCAGUCCCCCAGCUAACGGGCUCCUGUCCCCUCACGAUGUGUUGCACCUAAAGCCCUCGCAAGCACCCACGGUGCCAUCCUCGCUGGGCUUCGAGCGCCUGGCAGGGGGCGGUGUCCUGGGGCCUGCUGGUCUCGGCCCGGCCCAGACCCCUCCUUACCGCCCUGGCCCCCCUGACCCACCCCCACCCCCCCGCCACCUCCCGACUCAGUUCAACCUGCUGGCUUCCUCUUCCGCUGCUGCCGCUGCCGCCGAGCAAUCUUCCCCACAGCUGUACAACUUCUCGGGUGCUGCCCCGGGCCCCCCGCCACCCGAGCGGGCCCUGCCCCGCCAGGACACCGUCAUCAAGCACUACCAGCGGCCGGCAAGUGCACAGCCCCCGCCGCCCCCGCCACCAGCCCACGCCCUCCAGCAUUACCUGAGCUGUGGAGGCAGCUACUCCUCCAUGGGCCACAGGGCUAACCUGGCCUGUAGCCCCCUGGGCGGCGGGGAGCCCUCCCCUGGUGCUGGCGAGCCUAGCAAGGCUGGGCCCAGCGGAGCCACGGCUGGAGCAUCGGGCCGGGCUGCAGGCCCAGAGGCGGCUGGAGGAGGUGGGGCUGCGGGUGGUGGUGGAGGUUACCGCCCCAUCAUUCAGUCGCCCGGUUACAAGACAGGCAAAGGCGGUUAUGGAGCAGCUGCGGGUGCUGCCAACAGGCCCCCCCCGCCCCGUUCAACCGCCACGCCCAAAUGCCAGAGUCUGGGUGGGCCAGCAGCAGCCUAUGCCACUGGGAAGGCCUCUGGGGCUGGCGGGGCCGGGGGCCAAGCCUAUUCCCCUGGACAGCCCCAAGGGCUUCUAGGACCCCAGGCCUACGGGCAAGGGUUUGGAGGGGGUCAAGCACAGGACUUGAGCAAAGGCCCUAGCUACUCAGGGGGGCCCCCACAGCCACCCAGUGGCCCCCCGCCUCCUGGCCUAGCCACGUGUCAGAGCUACUCCCCGGAUCAGCUGCAGGGGCAGCUGUAUGGGGUUCAGGGUGAGCCAUACCCCGGGCCAGCUGCCCAUUCCCAGGGGCUGCCCACAGCCAGCCCCUCACUCAGCUACAGUACUGGCCAUUCCCCGGCGCUCUCGGGUCACGGAGGUGGCUGGGGGCCCAGCUCCCUGGGGGGUGGUGGCGAGGCCAGCCCUUCUCACAUCAUCCGCCCACUGCAGUCGCCGCCUGCCCCCGGCCGCCCGCCUGGAGUCGGCUCUCCGGGAGCCCCUGGCAAAUACCUGAGUUCCGUCUUGGCCUCGGCCCCUUUCCUGGCGCCUCCGGGAGCCGGCAGCUAUGCAGCCGGAGCAGGUGGCUACAAAGGCAAAGGGGAUGGCUCAGAGCUGCUGGCUGGCCCCGGCGGACCUCCUGCCGAGCGCACGGAAGAUGAGGAAUUCCUCAUCCAGCAUCUCCUACAGGCACCCAGCCCCCCGCGGACCUCAGGGGCAGACGGCUUGGUGGGUGAAGAUGGGGCAACGGAUGCCUCCAAGGGACUUGGGGGUAGUGGUGGGGCCGGGGGUCCACCGGGCACACCCUACGAGCUGGCCAAGGAAGACCCCCAGAGGUAUCACCUGCAGAGUGUCAUCCGGACGAGUGCCAGCCUCGACGAGGGUGCCACAGCAGCCCUGGAGCUGGGCCUGGGGAGGCUGAAGGAGAAGAAGAAAGGGCCGGAACGAAGUGGCGAGACACCCGAGGGGCUGGCCACCUCAGUGGUCCACUAUGGGGCAGGUGCCAAGGAGCUGGGGGCCUUUCUCCAAAAGAGCCCGCCGCCCCCACCUCCCACGGCUCAGCCUGCCCAGCCCACACCCCACGGCCUCCUCCUGGAGGCCGGGGGCCCUGACCUCCCACUGGUGCUGCCUCCGCCUCCCCCACCACAACUGCUCCCUUCUGUCCUUAGCCACGCCCCCAGCCCCUCUCCCAGUGCCCCCAAGGUUGGCGUUCAUCUCCUUGAGCCAGCCACCCGUGAUGGGGCGCCCCAGGCGCCCCCGCCGCCGCCCCCACCUCCGCCACCCAUGCCCCUCCAGCUUGAGGCCCACCUCCGAAGCCACGGCCUGGAGCCUGGUGCCCCCAGCCCCCGCCUGCGACCCGAGGAGAGUCUGGAGCCCCCAGGCGCUAUGCAGGAGUUGCUUGGGGCCCUGGAGCCACUGCCCCCAGGGCCUGGUGACACUGGCGUAGGCCCACCUAAUACCGAGGGCAAGGAUCCCUCAGGUGCCUACCGCAGCCCCAGCCCGCAAGGCACAAAGGCCCCCCGCUUUGUGCCACUCACGUCCAUCUGUUUUCCUGACUCCUUGCUCCAAGACGAGGAGCGCAGCUUCUUCCCCACCAUGGAGGAGAUGUUCGGCGGAGGGGCGGCAGACGACUAUGGCAAGGCCGGGCCGCCUGAGGACGAGGGUGACCCCAAGGCGGGGACUGGGCCGCCUCCAGGCCCCCCUGCCUAUGAUCCCUAUGGGCCCUACUGCCCUAGCCGGGCGUCUGGAGCUGGGCCUGAGACGCCGGGCCUGGGCCUGGACCCCAACAAACCGCCUGAGCUGCCCUCCACGGUCAAUGCCGAGCCUCUGGGCCUGAUCCAGAGUGGGCCACACCAGGCGGCCCCGCCACCCCCGCCUCCCCCUCCACCGCCGCCACCUGCCUCCGAGCCCAAGGGAGGCUUGACCUCACCCAUCUUCUGCUCUACCAAGCCAAAGAAGCUGCUCAAGACGUCCUCCUUCCACCUGCUACGGCGCCGCGACCCGCCCUUCCAGACGCCCAAGAAGUUGUACGCCCAGGAGUACGAGUUUGAGGCGGAUGAGGACAAGGCCGAUGUGCCCGCUGAUAUCCGCCUCAACCCUCGGCGCCUGCCCGACCUGGUGUCCAGCUGCCGUUCCCGCCCGGCCCUUUCACCCCUGGGUGACAUCGACUUCUGUCCACCCAACCCAGGCCCCGAUGGCCCCAGGCGCCGUGGCCGCAAGCCGACGAAGGCCAAGCGUGAUGGCCCACCCCGGCCCCGGGGUAGGCCCCGGAUCCGCCCGCUGGAGGUCCCCACCACUGCUGGGCCAGCCUCAGCCUCCACACCCACUGAUGGAGCCAAGAAACCUCGGGGCCGGGGCCGUGGUCGGGGCAGGAAGGCCGAGGAGGUAGGGGGCACACGGCUGGAGCCCCUGAAGCCACUUAAGAUCAAGCUGUCUGUGCCCAAGGCCGGUGAGGGUCUGGGAGCCUCGUCAGGCGACGCUGUAUCCGGCGCUGACCACAACAGCCUGGACUCCAGCCUGACUCGGGAGAAGAUUGAGGCCAAGAUCAAGGAGGUGGAAGAAAAGCAGCCAGAGAUGAAGUCCGGCUUCAUGGCCUCCUUCCUGGACUUCCUCAAGUCAGGCAAGCGUCAUCCGCCACUCUAUCAGGCCGGCCUGACGCCCCCACUCAGCCCCCCCAAGAGCGUGCCGCCCUCUGUGCCGGCCCGGGGCCUGCAGCCCCAGCCCCCUGCCGCCCCCACUGUGCCACACCCCCCGCCUGCCGGCGCCUUUGGGCUGGGGGGCGCACUGGAGGCGGCCGAGAGCGAGGGGCUAGGGCUGGGCUGCCCUUCGCCCUGCAAACGGCUGGACGAGGAGCUGAAGCGCAACCUGGAGACGCUGCCCUCCUUCUCCUCGGACGAAGAAGACUCUGUGGCUAAGAACCGGGACCUGCAGGAGAGCAUCUCCUCAGCCAUCUCCGCUCUUGAUGACCCACCCCUCGCUGGGCCUAAGGACACUUCCACCCCAGAUGUGCCCUCCUUGGCAACUGAGGCUUCAGUGCCAGGGCCUCCCCCACUCCCGGGGCUCCCUAGCAGCAAUGGCACACCCGAGCCCCCGCUGCUGGAGGAGAAGCCCCCGCCCUCGCCGCCCCCCGCCCCGACGCCGCAGCCACCGCCGCCGCCGCCCCCACCGCCGGCCCUGCCCUCGCCGCCCCCGCUGGUGGCCCCCGCGCCCAGCUCGCCGCCCGCCCCGCCGCCCCUGCCCUCGCCGCCUGCCCCGCCCCCGCCGGCCGCCCCCGCGCCAGAGGAGCCCCCUGCCCCGUCCCCCGAGGAGCCCGAGCCUCCGGACGCCCGGCCCCUGCACUUGGCCAAGAAGCAGGAGACGGCAGCCGUGUGCGGGGAGACGGACGAGGAGGCGGGCGAGAGCGGCGGGGAGGGCAUCUUCCGGGAGCGCGACGAGUUCGUCAUCCGCGCCGAGGACAUCCCUUCCCUCAAGCUGGCACUGCAGACGGGGCGCGAGCCCCCACCCAUCUGGCGAGUGCAGAAGGCGCUGCUGCAGAAGUUCACUCCGGAGAUCAAGGACGGACAGCGGCAGUUUUGUGCCACCAGUAAUUAUUUGGGGUAUUUUGGGGACGCGAAAAACCGGUAUCAGCGCCUUUACGUAAAGUUCCUGGAAAACGUCAACAAGAAGGAUUAUGUGAGGGUCUGUGCUCGGAAACCCUGGCAUCGGCCCCCAGUGCCCGUCAGGCGCUCUGGGCAGGCCAAGGGCCCUGCGUCUUCUGGGGCCAGUUCUGUCCCGCCUCCCAAGGCGCCAGCACCACCUCCUAAGCCAGAGACCCCUGAUAAGACUGUCUGUGAGAAGCCCCCAGAGCAGACGCCUGAGACAGCUGCGCCCGAGCCCCCCGCCCCUGAGAAGCCAUCCCCACCUCGGCCUGUCGAGAAGGAGAAGGAGAAAGAGAAGGAGAAGGAGAAGGAGCGGGUGACGCGUGGGGAGCGGCCGCUACGGGGCGAGCGGAGCGCGGGCGGGCGGCAGACACGGCCUGAGCGGAGCCUCACCGCGGGCCAGCCCGCCACCUCCCGGCUGCCCAAGGCCCGGCCCACCAAGGUGAAGGCCGAGCCGCCCCCCAAGAAGAGGAAGAAGUGGCUGAAGGAGGCGGCAGGAAAUGCCUCGGCGGGCGGGGGUCCACCAGGCAGCUCCUCGGACUCCGAGUCAUCCCCGGGAGCACCCAGCGAGGACGAGCGGGCAGUACCUGGGCGUCUGUUGAAGACCCGGGCGAUGCGGGAGAUGUACCGGAGCUAUGUGGAGAUGUUGGUGAGCACAGCACUCGACCCAGACAUGAUCCAGGCCCUGGAGGACACACAUGAUGAGCUAUACCUCCCGCCCAUGCGGAAGAUCGACGGUCUCCUGAAUGAGCACAAGAAGAAAGUCCUGAAGCGGCUGUCGCUGAGCCCAGCCCUCCAGGACGCCCUGCACACGUUCCCCCAGCUGCAAGUGGAGCAGAGCGGGGAGGGCUCCCCUGAGGAGGGGGCCGUGCGGCUGCGGCCGGCGGGGGAGCCCUACAACCGCAAGACGCUCAGCAAACUCAAGAGGAGCGUGGUCCGAGCCCAGGAGUUCAAAGUGGAGCUGGACAAGUCGGGAUACUACACGCUCUACCACUCGCUCCACCACUAUAAGUACCACACCUUCCUGCGCUGCAGGGACCAGACCCUGGCCAUCGAGGGCGGUGCUGAGGACCUGGGUCAGGAGGAGGUAGUCCAGCAAUGCAUGCGGAACCAGCCGUGGCUGGAACAGCUCUUCGACUCCUUCAGCGACCUACUGGCCCAAGCACAGGCCCACAGCCGCUGUGGGUGACCUCACCCCGCCUGGGGGAGCCACCUCUUCCACGAACGGAGAAUUGGGACAGAACUGUGUCCUCAGGAGUUAACCCCUGGGCCCUGCCUGCCAGGGAAGUGGGGGGGGGGGUCAUUGGUCAGGGUGUGUCCAUGCUGCCCCCACAAGGGCAGGGUUCAAAGUUUGACUCCUCCCCUCUCCCACACCCCCCUCCACUCCCUCCCCGCCCCUCCUGCUGUCCGGUGUACAGAGAAAUUAUUUAUAUAUAUGUAUAAAUGUCUAUUUAGUAACGGUUUCCCUCCCCACCUUGGCCCAAUCCCCUCUCCAUGGCCACAGCCCCGCCCCCUCCACCUUGUACAUAAUGUAUAGGAAAAGUCUAUGUAUGGUUGAGGGGGGCGGGGUGGCUUCAGAGAGCUGGGGGACCCCCUCCCCCCAACCCCCCCCUCACAGGCCAAGAUCUUUGCUAAAGGCCAUUCCCUCCCCCAGGGCAUUCGGCAUCGGGUGGGAGGGGGAAAACGCAUCUUGUUAAUUAUUUUUAAUCUUAUUUAUUGUACAUACCUGGGGCGGGGGGCUGGGGAGGUGGAGGGGGAAGAAGGGUCCCCUCCCUUUGGCCCUCCUACUCCUUUUCUACUGCGAUUGUCUGUGUCUGCCCCCCCCCCACCGCCCCAACCCCUCGUCGUCUGGAUGUGGUUCUAUUUUUUAUCCGUCUCUUCUCCCCUCCCCCUCUCUCUAACCCCCCCCCCCCCCGCUCCUCCCUCCCCACCACCCUUCGUCUCUUGCUCUUUCUUGGGCUUCUGUACAACUCAACUUGUAUACACUGUGUACACACAACCAGCCAAACGAAAACCCAACGGCAAACACUUUAUCGGCCGGCUGGAGUGCCUCUGUCCUACGGCGUCUGGGUGCCGGGUGGGCCGAGGGAUGGCACAGGCAGAGAGAGGGUCUGGCCUUCUCUGGCACAUGGCUUUUCUGGAGCCCGGGCAGUGGUUGGGCUGGGGUCGUUGCACCCCUACGUCUCGCUGGGUAAAAUUGGCCCACCCCAAAAUUUAGCGACCUAAAACAAGAAACGUUUUAUCCUCUGGUUUCUGAGGAUCAGGAAUUGGGCGUUCGCGUCCCAGGGUCUGUUGUCAGGUUAUAGUCUGGUCAGCGAGAGCAACCCGAAGGGAUUGGCUGGGAUUGGAGGGUCUACUUCUUUUGUUGUUGUUGUUUAUAUUUGAGAGGGAGAGAGAGAGAGAGAGAGAGACCGAGCGUGAGUGGGGGAGGGGCAGAGAGAGAGGAAGAUCCAGAAUCCGAAGCAGGCUCCAGGCGCCGAGCUGUCAGCUCAGAGCCCGACUCGGGGCUCGAAUUCACGAACUGUGAGAUGGUGACCUGAGCCGAAGUCUGACACUUAACUGACUGAGCCACCCAGGCACCUCAAAGGAUCUACUUUUAAGGCGUGCAGAUCAGUUGUUGGCCGGAGGCCUCGGUUCCUUGCCAUGUGGACCCCACAAUGGGGCAGCUUCAGUGUCCUCACAGCAUGCCAGCUGGCUUUUCCCAGGGAGAGAGCAAGGAGGAAGCCACAGGACCUUUAUGUCCUAAUAUACCAUUGCUUCAUCCAUACUGUUCAUCGAAAGGGAGUUAUUAAACCCAGUACCCACUCAGAGGGCAGUUCAGCUCCGCUUUGAGGAAGGAAAAGGAUAGGAAUUCUUAGAUGUGUUUUUAAACCGGUACAGGCUGUGGCAGGUGUAGGGAGUUGACCAGCCUUUUGAGGGUUGCCUAAUGUAGACUGAAGGGUGGGUCUCUUGUGCUCUUGAACCCUGAAACUCCAAGGUCACCAGCAGACUGGCAGUUGAGAGGCCAGUAGACGGAGUGGUGGAUGGAUUCCUGGGUUCUUGAGAUUUGCUGCUGCUCAAAGUGUGAUCCAGGACUGCCGCCCUUGGAGUGAUGUCCGUUGUCCCACGAGACCUAGAAAACGUCAGCUCGGGCCGAGUCUCAGAUCUGCUGAGUCAGAACCCACUAUUUAGUAAAAUCCUGGGAGGAUUCUAAUAGACACUCAAGUUGGAGGAGCAGUGUUCUAAAGAGUUAAACAUUUGGAGGUCAACUGGAACCUGGCUUUAGAAAGUAGUGAGUAAGCUGUUGUCAUUCUAGAGCCUGGACGGUUGUCCAAAACAGACUGUUGGUAUUCUAGAACCCUGGCUUUGGCAGUGAUGAUAGGUGUGCGGCAGGUGUUGACCUGGUGUAAGAGUUAAGGGUAGACCAUCUGCAUUCUAGAUAGGUUCCCUUCCUGGUGAAAUCGAGGAAGAGCCCCAAUUUGUUCUACAACCUUGGAUAUCGUCUAGGCCAAUAUUAAUGAUUCUGCUGGUUUUACGGUAACGCUGAAGGAUCUUAAUGGGACUCAGUGGUGGGUCGUGGCCUUUUGUUUUUAAGUUUAUUUAGUUAUUUUGAGAGAGAGGGGACAGCGUCCAAGCAGGCUCCACGCUGUUAGCGUGGAGCCCAUUGUGGGGCUCGAACCCAUGAACCACGAGAUCGUGACCCGAACUGAAGGCUGGAGUCCGACACUCAACCGACUGAGCCACCCAGGUGCCCCUGGGCCGUGGGCUUUCUAGAAUUGAGUUCGGAGGGGUAAGGAUGGACCACUGGUGUCCUUGAACCAUGGCCUGUAGCACAUUGGGGUGCAGCCACUGAGAGGCAGUGGCAUAUUCAAGGUUCUGGACUGUUCCGUUAAAUAAGAGCCAAAGCCUCCGAGAUCACCAUGAUCUCCCGCAGGAGCUCUGCUAUACAAAGUGGGUGGAUUGUUCAGAAGGUGGGUGGCGGGGCAGUAUCAUCCCUUUGGGGGCAGGAGUACCUUGCGGUUGGACCUUGGAAUUCAACUGCCCGAAUUUGAAUGCCAGCUCCAGCACUAACCAGGUGAGUUGGAUCCCAGCCCCUGUCCUCAGUCUCGUCAUUUGUCAAAUGGACUUUGUCAACGUGAAGGAAAACAGCGUUCGAUGCACUUGGCACCACCUGGCCUUUAGCUCCCGUUCCGCAUGGCAGGCGAGCCCAAGGGGGUUGCCGGAAGUCCAAGAGAUGGCAGAAAGGGAAGGUGGCAAAGAUGGAUAAGGAGGGACAGCAAAAGCCCGAGAGGCUUCAGAUCAUUGGCAGGGCCCGCCAGAGCCCAGGGGAGGGCAGGAACUGUGGGACAGGCAUGCACAUGCUUAGAGAGCCGCCAACUAGGCCAGGCCAGCCUCUUCACUGUUGUCUGAUGAGCUCUGGAACGGUGGUGAUCGCAAGCCUUCCGAAAAUGGCCUGCCAGUUGUCGCGUGGGUCUGUACGUGUGCCUUUUGCUGGGCGUAAGCGGUAGCUUUGGUCACCUCUUCGAAGUGCAUCUUUGUCCUUCAAGAAGCAGGGUGUCCCGGCCAAGAAUUUGGCCCUGAUUGACAAUGCAAAAAAGACUCGGGUCUCCUGUGCACGCAGUGUUGAUGGGGACCCAGGGAGAGGAAGGGACAUCAGCCUAGGAUUCCACUGGCCCCUGCUGAGAGCGCCUCGCCUCUGGCUGGGGUUAGGUGGCGAUGUCAGACCUUGUUUGGAAAGUGAUAGAACCGCCCCACUCCACCCCCACCCCUCCCAUUCCCUCCCUGUCAGGGUAGAGGGAGUGAACGUGUAGCACAAUACGUUGGAGCCUUGCUUAUUCCCAAGGCGGAAGGUUGAAUGCAGGCCAAGGGUUCUGUGAUAAUGAAACCCGGAAAGGGAUAUUUAGCUAAUUAUUGUUCGAAUCUGGAAUACAGAGGGACAUUCAUGGUUCUGGGGCAAGAGGAGGACAGCGGGGCCUCCGUCAUUGAUAAAGAGCGUUUACAAUAUUCCCAGCUCUGUGUUUGUCUUCUGGGUGUAGAUCCGGUUCCUAAAGACCUCUCCGAAGUAGCUCUGUGAUUACCCCCAUUUUACAGCUGAGAAGAUGGAGGUGCUGCUGAGGGCCCUCGUCUCCCCUUGAGCCAGGAAGUGGGUUCUGGGGUGGGUGUGAGGGGAGGACUUUGGAAUCGGGCCUGGAGAUUCUGUCCAAACGUAGCAGAUACGGGGAGACAGGGAGUAGAUCAUUGGUGACAGUUCUCAAGUGGAGGUGUGUGGACUAGGUGUUGGGGUUCAGGGACGCUUGUCAGGCAUGGGAGAUGGGGCACGUGGUGGUCUCCAGGUGUGGCGCCAGCGUUUCAGGUUAGCAAAUAGAGCACAGAAUUGGGGGUCCUGGGUCGAAUGGGGGGCAUGCAAGGGUUCCCAAACAAGCGAGUUAGCAACUUGUUUGGGUGGCCUUAUGAUGCCCCACGCUUCAGCCCUUCCUAGGACAUAAUGCUCAAAUGAGAUGUGUCUACGCUGGCCCCCAGGUCAUUGAGGGUUUGGACUCUGAAGUCAGCCCAAUUGGGAACUUUCUGGAACUGAGAACUUGCCAGCCAGCUGCUUGGACACCAUUCCACCCACCUGUCCCUUCUUUCUGCAGCCAAAAUGUCUUUCUCAAUAUGUAUUGGGGGUGGUUAGGAGGCAGGCAGGGUUUGUAGUGGCUGCCUGUUUCCAAGAUUCUGGAAUCUUCUGGAACACCACUAUCCAAUAAAUUUAAAAACCUG